Cucurbita maxima (winter squash) is the source of this 1266-nucleotide messenger RNA. Its product is annotated as RING-H2 finger protein ATL13-like. The record is from RefSeq and is a predicted model, not a curated record. NCBI's taxonomy places the organism in Eukaryota, Viridiplantae, Streptophyta, Magnoliopsida, Cucurbitales, Cucurbitaceae. The transcript has a single exon. Bases 1 to 1209 code for a protein of 402 amino acids.
AUGGCCAUUCUCUCAAACCCCAUUUCUCUGCCGCCACCUCCACCGCCUCCACCGCCGCCGGAUUUCAACUUUGACAACCAAGUAAGCCCCACAAUUCUCAUAGCCAUAAUCAUCCUCUCCAUUAUCCUCUUCUUCUCCGCCCUCCUCCUCCUCCUUCUCCGAUUCUUCCUCAAGGCCCAAAUCAGAACAGAUCCCGAAGAUACCGCCGGCGGCGGCGCCUCUGCUUUCCAAGGCCAACUCCAGCAGCUCUUCCACCUCCACGAUGCCGGCGUCGACCAAUCCUUCAUCGAUACCCUCCCUGUUUUUCUCUACAAAGCCAUAAUCGGCCUGAAAUUAGACCCUUUUGAUUGCUCUGUUUGUCUCUGUGAAUUUCAACCCAACGAUAAACUCCGAUUGUUGACCAAAUGCAGCCAUGCUUUUCAUAUGGAGUGUAUCGACACGUGGCUUCUGUCCCACUCGACAUGUCCCCUCUGCCGUGCCGGCUUGAUUUCAGAUGUCGGAUUCCCCUCCAAAAUUGUUGGAGUUCUUGACUCUGUAAGUCAUAGCUCCAGAGAAAUUGGGGAAAUUCAAACCGGUUCCUUUCUGGGUUUUCUUGGGGAUGUGUUGGAUUUUGCUGAAAUGAAGCCAGAUGAGCCGCCGCCGCCGCCUGCGGCGGCGGAGCAGACGGUGGUUCCUAUAAAAUUGGGGAAGUUUAAAAGCUUGGAGAGUAAUGGAGAAGGGAGUAGCAACAAUGGGAAAGUUGAUUCGAGAAGGUGUUUUUCAAUGGGGUCAUUUGGGUAUGUAAUGGAUGAGAAUUCGUCUCUGCAAGUUCCGAUCAGGACGCCAGCGGUGAGGAAAGCAGCAAGGAAGAAGAGGAAUCUGCCAUUGAUGCCGGGGAGUCUAGCGGCGAUGUCGGAGUGCGACUGCGAAUCGAGGCGAGAGUUUAACUUUACAGAAUUGAAUGAGAAAGUUGAGAGCUUUCGCCAUGGGAGCUUGAAGGAGAGCUUCGUCGAAGAGAAGGUGGGCGGCACGAACCAACCCAGAUCGGAAAAUGGGAUGGGAAUGGCGGAGGAAGAGUAUCGGAGGAGAAAUAGUUUGGAAUGUGUUGAGAAUCGGCGGUCGUUUGUGAGGAGGACGUUGCAGUGGGUGAUAGGGAAGAACACGAAGAACAGUAGGAUUGUUCAUUCAUCUUUUUCAACCAAUGAUGAUCACGCUGAUUGUUCUGUGUGAUUCAUUUUGUAAUUCUGUUUGGAUUUAAAUUUUUGAAUGAUCAAGUAGUUGGAAAGU